GUGGACCACAAGUCAGUGCAAUGAGGCUCUAGGUGGGCACCAGCUCGAGGUUGCAAAGAGGGCCUCGGGCACACUUUAAGCCCAGGUUCGACGCAUCCGGGAAGCUCCUUCACCCCGUUGCUUUCCGCGCAUUCUCACGAUGGCUGCUCAACGCCCGAGGUACGGUUGCAGCUGUGCAGCCUGGCAUCGAGCUCGUCGCAGCCGGCCGGGUGUGUGGGAGGGCUCAAAGGAACUCAUUGGAUCCGGCCCGCGUCGCAGCUAUCAGAUUACAGUACUUUUUUUGACCUGUGACGUUUUCCUCAUCAGCUACUUUAGCCCCGCUCACCCCACCAUACGACCCAACAAACACCGCGCCUUCCCAGCCCACCACAAAUCUCUUCUUCCAAGCUUCCAGACUACUUUAGAUCCCUUUAAAGCAACAAAAGUCUAUCCAUCAUGGUUGUCAAGGUCGGUAUCAACGGUUUCGGCCGCAUUGGGCGUAUCGUCUUCCGUAACGCCAUCGAGCACAACGAUGUCGAGAUCGUCGCUGUCAACGAUCCCUUCAUUGAGCCCCACUACGCUGCCUACAUGCUCAAGUAUGACAGCACGCACGGCCGCUUCAACGGCGACAUCAAGGUUGAGGGCAACAACCUGUCCAUCAACGGCAAGACCAUCCGCUUCUACACCGAGAAGGACCCCGCGAACAUCCCCUGGAGCGAGACCGGCGCUUUCUACGUCGUCGAGUCCACCGGUGUCUUCACCACCACCGAGAAGGCUAAGGCUCACUUGAAGGGUGGUGCCAAGAAGGUCGUCAUCUCUGCCCCCUCUGCUGAUGCCCCGAUGUUCGUCAUGGGUGUCAACAACGAGACCUACACAAAGGACAUUGAGGUCCUCUCCAAUGCCUCUUGCACAACCAACUGCUUGGCUCCCCUCGCCAAGGUCAUCCACGACAAGUUCACCAUUGUCGAGGGUCUCAUGACCACUGUCCACUCCUACACCGCCACCCAGAAGGUCGUUGACGGCCCCUCCGCUAAGGACUGGCGUGGUGGCCGUACCGCUGCUCAGAACAUUAUCCCUUCCAGCACCGGUGCCGCCAAGGCUGUCGGCAAGGUCAUCCCCGACCUCAACGGCAAGCUUACCGGCAUGUCUAUGCGUGUCCCCACCUCCAACGUCUCCGUUGUUGACUUGACUGUCCGCAUCGAGAAGGGCGCUUCCUACGACGAGAUCAAGGAGGCCGUCAAGGAGGCUUCCGAGGGCAAGCUCAAGGGCAUCCUCGGCUACACUGAGGACGAGAUCGUCUCCUCUGAUCUGAACGGUGACGACCGCUCCUCCAUCUUCGAUGCUAAGGCCGGUAUCUCCCUGAACAAGAACUUUGUCAAGCUUGUCUCCUGGUACGACAACGAGUGGGGUUACUCCCGCCGUGUCCUCGACCUUUUGGUCUACAUUGCCAAGGUUGAUGGCAACGCUUAGGAGUCAGGACAGAGCCAGGCUAUGCCUAAGCUUUGAGAGCUGAGUUGGAAGGACAUGAAAGCCACUGUGUUAGUAGUUCCUAGGAUGAAAAUACGCUGGGUUUGCAGCACCAAA
Molecule: messenger RNA, 1563 nt
Organism: Macroventuria anomochaeta
Lineage: Eukaryota; Fungi; Ascomycota; Dothideomycetes; Pleosporales; Didymellaceae
Product: glyceraldehyde 3-phosphate dehydrogenase
Exons: 5
Coding region: 436-1449 (337 amino acids)
Biological process (GO): glucose metabolic process
Molecular function (GO): NADP binding; oxidoreductase activity, acting on the aldehyde or oxo group of donors, NAD or NADP as acceptor; NAD binding
Source: RefSeq, a predicted model, not a curated record